CAGCCAAUUUAGGGUUUCACAAAAAGAAAAGAGAGAUCAGGGCGUGCGCAUGCAAAUGGGGCGUAGGUUAGUUUGGGGGCUCCUCAUUGCUUUCUUGUGUUGCGCCAUUUCUCUCUUCUUGGCUCCCAACGACCUCCAUCGAUCCCUCGUCGCCGCCACCAACCAUGCACAACAACAAGACCACCACCACGUCAACCGAGCCUACAACGACGCUCUUUCCAAGGCCAUCUUGUUCUUCCAAGGCCAGAGGUCCGGCAAGCUCCCCGCCGACCAGCGCGUCACGUGGCGCGGGGAUUCCGCCCUCGCCGACGGCCAGCCCGACAACGUGAAUUUGGUGGGAGGGUAUUAUGAUGCGGGGGACAACGUGAAAUUCGGGUGGACGAUGUCCUAUACGACGUCGCUUUUGUGCUGGGCUGCGAUCGAGUACCGUCAGCAGAUUACCUCCGCCGGCGAGAUCGAGCACCUCCGGCAGGCCAUUCGCUGGGCCACCGAUUUCCUCCUCCGUUCCCACACUUCCUCCACCACUUUCUACACUCAGGUUGGGGAUGGGAACAAGGACCACAGUUGCUGGGAACGGCCGGAGGACAUGGACACACCUCGUACGCUGUACAAGAUCACUUCCCAGAAUCCGGGCUCGGAGGCCGCCGGCGACGCCGCGGCCGCGCUCGCCGCCGCUUCCAUGGUGUUCAAGCAUGUCGAUGCUGCUUAUUCCUCCAAGCUACUCCAACACGCCAAAUCACUGUUUGAAUUUGCGGACAAGUAUAGGGGUUCUUACGGUGCUUCCUGCCCUUUCUACUGCUCCUACUCCGGCUACCAGGAUGAGUUGUUGUGGGGGGCAACGUGGCUGUACGAGGCAACCGGUGACAAAAAGUACCACGGUUAUCUCACAAGCAACCAGGGUUGGAGUGGUUCGGUUAGUGAGUUCAGUUGGGAUAACAAGCUUGCUGGUGUCCAAACUUUACUCGCCAAGAGAUUCAACGGUGGAGAUAAGGAGUUGGGGAAGUACAAGAGCGAUGCUGAAUCUUUCAUUUGUGCACUCAUGCCUGGGAGUGGCUCUCAACAAAUCCAAACUACACCGGGAGGGCUAAUGUAUACAAGGGACAGUUCAAAUCUACAGUACGUGACAAGCUCAAGCAUGCUUCUCUUCAUCUACUCCAAGAACUUGGCUGUGUCCCAUGUCAAUGGCGUUCAUUGUAACUCCAAGUAUUUCUCCGCAUCUCAAAUACGUGCAUUUGCCAAAUCUCAGGUGGACUAUAUACUGGGGGAAAAUCCGAUGAAGAUGUCAUACAUGGUUGGAUACGGAAGCAAGUUCCCACAACAGCUGCACCAUCGAGGUUCGUCACUUCCCUCGAUCAAAUCCCACAAGCCCAAGAUCAGCUGCAACGAUGGCUACGACCACUACUACUCCUCGAGCCAGCCCAACCCAAAUGUCCAUGUGGGAGCCCUUGUGGGUGGGCCGGACUCGUCUGAUAAUUACCCUGAUCAGCGAUCCGACUAUUCGCAUGCUGAGCCCACGACUUAUAUCAAUGCUGGCUUUAUCGGCUCGGUGGCUGCUUUACUCUGAUUGCAUUUACAUACAUGCACAUGUAUAUUAGUGACUAGUGAGGAUUAAUCUCUUAGUCCGUUUCAAUUAACGUACGUGUGUGUAAAUAUAAAAAAGAACACACCAGUGUACAAGUUUAGGCAGUCCUCCUUAAUUUGUAACCUGAAAUAGUAGGUGGAUGGAAGGCUACUACAAUGGUUAUAAUACUCAACCAGCCCUGGUAGGAGUUGUAACAUGGACAAACCAUUAUGCAUAUUAUCUCCAUAUCAACUUAUUAUCUCCAUAUCAACUUAUAUCUCCUUGAUUACAGAGUGCUAGAUAUAAAUAUUUUUGUUUUCUUAUUAUUAUUAGUGCAUAUACAUAGUCAACAAUGGGAUCCGAACUUAGAAUUUGAAGGUUGAAAAUAUAGGCAGUCUCGCUAAAUCAAAUCCCUCUUUGUAGAGACUCAUUUAUUGAACUAAGAAGAUUACGUAAUACUUGUAAUUUUGGACUCGUUAUAUUAAUUUCAUUGAAAAAUAUGGAACAUCGGCAAAUGAUAAUUCAUGUUAACAUAAGAUAGUUGUGAUUCAAAACAUGAUUUAUGAGUUGUGAUUAGUGAUCACUUAUCAAUAACAUACGAAUAUAGCAUGAGUGGAAUUUCCUUCUCCCAAAUAAAUGCUUUAAGCAUGAGGUGUGAAUAUAAUUGGCUACUCUUUAUUAUAGAAAGUCACGUUCACGAGAUUUUUUCAAUCAAUAAAUACCAAGAUCUAGAAAAGGAAAGACAGAGUUAGGGAAAUAGUUAUUUUUAUGAGAAAUCGGAGGAAACCAAAAAGUCCUUCCGAACAUAAAUUUAAAUGAAAAUAGAGUUCUAUAGAGGCACUACAAAAAAGACAGUCAUUAGUGACCAGAUGUUUCCGUACGUAAAGCUCUAAUUCAAUCACAAAUGUGCUUUUGCAAUGUCAUGUUGUCGUCGCCGUUCCAAAUACAAGCGUCACAAAUAAUUUUUGUGUGACGAGCCGUCGCAAAAACUAUUUGUAACGACUCAAAGUUGUCUCUACAAUUAAUAUGGUCGUGACUAAUGUAUUUUAAAAUUGACGAACCUGAAAACUUUUGUUUGUGACGGCAAAGAACCAUCACAAUAAUUAAUAAACUCGUCGCCUAGUCAAUAAUAGUUUCAUAUUGAUGAACCCGACGAUGAUGUCAUUCUUGUGACAAAUUGUUUGUGAUUAUCGUUGUGUUUUCUCAAUUGUGAUGAGAUCAUUCUCAAUCUAAAAUUAAAAUUUUGAGGCUAGUAAUUAUUUUGAUUUUCUCAAAUUUUAUUGGCAUAGAUAACCCAUAUAUAACCAAUUGGCCACUAAAAACUGGAACCCCAAAUAAACAAAUAGUAGAAGAAAAUAUUAAAUAAAUCCAUCUAUAUUGUUGUUCAUGUACAAUAUAUGCUAUUAUUGUUUCAUAUAAUAUAUUACAUACAAUAUAUGUGCUCAUGUAAAAAGAAACAAACACAACAGGAGAAGAAAUGCUAUUGUUGCUACAUCUCCUGCGACUCCCCGAUCAUUUUUUCAGCCGCCGUCGAAUUCAAUUUCCGCUACUAACCACCACCAGUUGCUAAUGACCUUGAACGACUUUCUUCAAUCCUUAUUUCCGGCUAUUCCAAAAGAAAGAUAAUUAAAUAUCAGUAUCUUA
Messenger RNA from Linum trigynum, 3205 nucleotides. The record is from the annotation of a GenBank genome assembly. NCBI's taxonomy places the organism in Eukaryota, Viridiplantae, Streptophyta, Magnoliopsida, Malpighiales, Linaceae.